AUGAACCCAAAGAUUUCGGAUUUCGGAUCAGCUGUAACUCUGAAUUCAGAUGCAUCAGAAGGGCAUACAAGUAGGGUUGUGAGAACUUGUGGUUACAAAGCUCCAGAGUAUGCAUCUCGAGGCAUUUAUUCAGUCAAGACUGAUGUUUUUAGCUUCGGGGUGUUCGCUUUAGCGGUCAUCAGUGGGCGAAAUAUCAUACUGGAGCAUCAAGGAGACACUGUUGGUAACCUCGUAAGAGAUGUAACGCAGUACGCUCAGGUGGCACUACUCUGCACUCAGGAAGAUCCAGCAGAUCGCCCCACUAUGUCAGACGUUACUGCACUCCUAAACUUUGAAAGCAUAAGCCUAUUGCCCGAUCCUAAGCAGCCGCCUGAGCUGAUUAAUGGUGGUGCUACUGGCGAUAAAUUAUCGACGUAUGUUAAUCAGUCAAGUAGAACCAUAAACAUAACCAUCACAAGCUCAGCUCCAGUAUCAACUAGGGUCUGCAUCAUUGUGGAGACAGAGACUUGA
Molecule: messenger RNA, 510 nt
Organism: Miscanthus lutarioriparius
Lineage: Eukaryota; Viridiplantae; Streptophyta; Magnoliopsida; Poales; Poaceae
Source: the annotation of a GenBank genome assembly